AGAUUCUUCUAGACUUGAGUCAACAUAAGGCGAAAAACAAAACCCCUCAAAAACCCUACACAACUACCAGUCAGUAAGAGCUUCAGCUCAGCCAUUUUCUGCGAGCUCUCAUUGGGGAAUUUUGUCGAAGUGUUCUUCACGUUAUUGGAUCAUCAUUAUCAUCAUCAUGUACCGAAUUGCUUCCAGACUUGCUUCUUCAGCGCGCUCAAGUGCUUCGAAGAAAGUGGUGUAUAGUAGGGUUAUCAGUAACAGAAGUUAUGUGGCAAAGGAUAUCAAUUUCGGGGUUGGGGCUCGUGCAGCAAUGCUGCAGGGUGUUAUUGAGGUGGCAGAUGCUGUAAAAGUCACAAUGGGACCAAGGGGGCGGAAUGUUAUAAUCGAGAAAAGCAACGGGAGCCCCAAGGUGACCAAGGACGGUGUUACUGUUGCUAAAAGCAUCCAAUUCAAGGACAGAAGCAAAAAUGUUGGUGCUGAUCUUGUGAAGCAGGUUGCCAAUGCUACUAAUACUGCUGCAGGGGAUGGUACAACUUGUGCUACUGUGCUGACUCAGGCAAUACUAACUGAGGGGUGCAAGUCUAUAGCUGCUGGUGUAAAUGUGAUGGAUGUGCGGAAUGGUAUUAAUAUGGCUGUUGAUGCUGUUGUUUCUGAUUUGAAGAAGGGAGCAGUAAUGAUAAGCACACCGGAAGAGAUUACACAGGUGGGCACGAUUUCUGCAAAUGGUGAGCGGGAGAUUGGAGAACUUAUAGCAAGAGCAAUGGAGAAAGUUGGGAAGGAAGGAGUAAUCACUGUUGCUGAUGGAAAUACUUUGGAUAACGAGUUGGAAGUAGUGGAAGGAUUGAAGUUAGCUCGAGGCUACAUUUCCCCAUACUUUAUUACUGAUCAGAAGACCCAAAAAUGUGAACUCGAGAAUCCUAUGAUUCUCAUUCAUGAAAAGAAAAUUUCAGAUGUGGCCUCCCUUGUGAAAAUAUUGGAGUUUACCGUCAAUAAAAACAGGCCGCUCCUGGUGGUGGCAGAAGAUGUGGAGAGUGAAGCUUUGGCUAUGCUUAUACUGAACAAGCAUCAUGCUGGAGUGAAGGUUUGUGCUAUCAAGGCUCCCGGAUUUGGGGAGAAUAGACGAGCAAGUUUGGACGAUCUUGCUGUUUUCACUGGUGGAGAGGUGAUGAAACAUUCUUACAUAAUGUCUGUACCUUAUUUCUUACUUUGUUGUAUUGGCCUGAGAAACUCUAUCACUGUUUCUCUGGAUGACUCGAUAAUCAUGCAUGGUGGUGGAGAUAAGAAGGAGAUUGAAGAAAGAUGUGACCAGCUUAGGACGUCCAUAGAGAAGAGCACCUCAAUGUUUGACAAGGAAAAAGCACAAGAGAGAUUGUCAAAGCUGUCUGGUGGUGUUGCUGUCUUCAAGGUUGGCGGCAUUAGUGAAGUAGAAGUUGGAGAGAAAAAAGACAGAGUAACAGAUGCCUUGAAUGCAACCAAAGCGGCAGUUGAGGAGGGUAUUGUUCCAGGAGGUGGCGUUGCUCUUCUGUACGCUUCAAAGGCUUUGGACAACCUUAAAGCUGAAAAUGAGGACCAGAAAAGGGGCAUUGAAAUAAUCCAGAAUGCUCUCAAGGCACCUGCACAUACAAUAGUAUCAAAUGCUGGCUUUGAUGCUGCAGUAGUUCUUGGCAAAUUGUUGGAUCAAGAGAAUCAUAACCUGGGUUAUGAUGCUGCCAAAGGUGAAUAUGUGGACAUGGUGAAAGAAGGAAUUAUAGAUCCACUGAAGGUCAUUAGGACAGCCUUAGUAGAUGCUGCCAGUGUCUCGUUGCUGUUGACGACCACAGAGGCUUCUGUGACGGAGAAUCCAAACGAGAAGAAACCUCCCAGUCGAAUGCCAAAUAUGGGUGAUAUGUACUAGAUAUCAUAUUACACAGAUGCGGCUAGUAAAUUCUCUUAGUGAUAGGUUGUUUCAGCGGUCCUUGUUGGUCGAAAAUUUUGAAGGACUCUUGUAGAACUACCGAAGGCAGAUUCGUAAACAGGCAAAAACUUGGACCUUGGAACUGUGGUGGAGGGAAAUAUGCGCCAGGGAGGGCUUAGUGAUUACAAUUCACUUUGUGGAGACUUGGUGUCAAAGCAAUGAACUUGGUAAAAAAUUGUUGAUUAAGUUCUGGCAGUAGCAUUUUGAGGGCAAGUCUUACCAUCAUACAUCAAAACCGAAAAAAAACAAAUCCAACAAGAGAUCCAAGUUGCAAUUGCGUGUCCUAUAAUCCUAUUAUGUUUGCUUAGGUUGACC
Molecule: messenger RNA, 2260 nt
Organism: Linum tenue
Lineage: Eukaryota; Viridiplantae; Streptophyta; Magnoliopsida; Malpighiales; Linaceae
Source: the annotation of a GenBank genome assembly